GGGGAGGGGCUUAAAAGUCGUUUGUGUCUGUCAGUGGGUUGUCAAAAUGGACAACAAAACAUUAAAUUAAAAAAUGCAAAACUAUAUUUAAAACAUGGAUCUCGUUACACAGACUAGCCUCGAGGCCUUGCUCUUAAAGGCUACAAACCCGCAAAACCAAAACAUUGACACCGCCGCAGUGGAGGCUUUCACCACCUUAAUAAACAAAGAAAAAGAUGGGGCUCAUAUAGGGGUUAAAGUCAUAUCCGCAAGACUUCCUUCAGGUAAUGAAAGAGAAGUGCUGCAAACGUUGAACGUCUUAGACGUUUGCAUGAGCAAAUGCGGCGUCCAUUUCCAAAACGAAGUGGGAAAAUUUCGAUUUCUAAACGAGAUGAUUAAAUUGGUGUCCCCGAAAUAUUUAGGGGCGCACACUCCUCUGGCUGUUAAACAAAAGGUGCUGCAAUUGAUGUAUGUCUGGACCUUGGAUUAUCCCAAGGAAAUUAAAAUUAAGGAGGCAUUUGACAUGUUAAGGAAACAAGGUGUGAUAAGAGACAUUCCCAAUCCAAACAUAGCGUUAGAUACAAGCAAUAUUUCCAAGAAACCUGUUAAUUCCAUAUUUUAUGAUGAUGAAAAAUCAAAAAUACUUCAGAAGUUGCUGCAGAGUAAAGAUCCAGAAGACAUUCAGGCAGCCAACUGGUUAAUCAAGAGCAUGGUCAAAGAAGAUGAUAAAAGAGCUGAAAUAAGGAGUAAAAGAAUCUCAGAACUGGAGUCAGUUCAAAACAAUGUGAGACUGUUGAAUGAAAUGCUAGAUUCAUACAAACCUGGUAGUCAAGAAUUAGAUCUUAUUAAAGAAUUAUACCAAAGUUGUGAAAGAUUUAAGCCUAACAUUUUGAAAAUUGCCCAUGACUCCCAUCAAAGUGAAGAAAUGUUAGUUGAGAUUUUCGAGACUAGCGAUGAAUUGCGGCAGGUCCUCCAUAAGUACCAAAAAAUCAUUGUUAAGGGCAAAGUGCCUGGUUCCAAUGUUACUGCACUCCUAGAAUUUGACAGUUCAGAUUCGUCCGUCGACAGCAUCGAGGCCAUUCCCAAUCAAACGAAAACUGAGACCUCUGAAGUACUGCACGACAUUCUUACAUCAUCCGAUGUGCCCGACGCUGCGGGGGAUGUUCUGCAACCUGUUCAAUUACCACGCACUGAAUCAAAGAGUAAGGAGUCGAAAGCUGAUAAGUUUAGUGCUUUAGAAGACUUGGAUUUGUUGAGUGAACAACUCAUUAAAGAGAACUUGGGAAAGCAAGGAAAUUAUAAGAAUUUGGAUAAAGUACCUAUGAAUCUCCUUACAAAAAACAAUGAAACAAAAGUUGAAAACAUUGAGAAGGUUACCAGCAAAUUAGAGGGGUUGGACUUGAGUUAUUUGGUCAAUCAAACGCGCGAUAGCUUGUACAAAGCAAAACAGGAGACUUUGAAUACCUCACAAGAGGAUGAUUUAUUAGUGGACAUAAUGGAUGAAAAAUUGCUAGAGUCACACGAUAUUGAACAGAUUGAACAGCUUAAUGGUGAUAAACAGGAAACAAACGGCACGCUCAGUCCGCAGAGUCAGAAGAGCGACAUCAACCUGAAAGAUAUUUGUGUUAAAUUAGAGAGCAUUAAGCCAAGCAACCUCGCCCCAAUACCCGUUUUCACGGAAAGGAAUGGGGUGUCGGUAACGUUGCACUUUGCAAAGGAUAAACCAAAGGAAGAUGUGAGCGUUUAUGUGAUCACUACUAUUAGCAAAAACAAUUUGCCCCUGACAAAUUAUUUAUGUCAGGCGAUUGUUCCAAAGGGUUGUAAAAUAAAAUUGCAAGCUCCGUCUUCGAAUUCUCUUCCGGCAUUCAAUCCGUUUUUGCCUCCGGCUGCCAUUUCGCAAGUGAUACUUUUGGCGAAUCCGUCUAAAUUGGAGGCGUCCAUCAAAUUCAUCAUUAGUUAUGUAAUGGAUGAGGAAAAUGUCACAGAAAUGGGCGAGGUCGAAAAAUUGCCGGUCGUCGAUUAAAUUUAUUCUAAUAGGUACUCGUACUUAAAGGUUUUCUCAAAUUGUGCCAUUUGAAUAUGGUUUUGUGAUUAUUUUAUUUUAAUGACUUAAGUUCCUAUUUUUUAUCAAGUAUUAUGCGUCAGUAUUAGUUCUAUUUAUACAUACACCAAAAAAUUUAACGCUUCUGCUAUACACUAUCAUUUAUUUAUUGUUUAUAUUUUAUUUAUUUUAUAGGUUUUCAUUAUAGUAAGGAUAAAAUAUUUAUAUAUUUAUGUAAAGUAAUAAUAAAAUAUUGUUAUGUCUAAAUUACUUGGCUUGUUAUUGUGCGUCAAUUAAUAAUUACAAGGUGUUCUAAAAUAGGUGAUUUGGAGCAAGUCCAAUAAUGAAGAAAAUUUAAUCCUUUUCAAACUAAAUUUUAAUUUUUUUUCUUAAACCUUUGUUUAAAUUAAAUUAUCCUAUAAUACAUACCUAUAAUUGAAUGUAAUUAACUUUUUCCAUAAUGAAGCACUAGUGGGAUUUUUGGCCUCUAAAAUUUUAUGACAUCACACUU
This is a messenger RNA of Aethina tumida (small hive beetle), 2531 nucleotides long. RefSeq names its product ADP-ribosylation factor-binding protein GGA3 (gene Gga). The transcript is spliced from 6 exons. Lineage: Eukaryota; Metazoa; Arthropoda; Insecta; Coleoptera; Nitidulidae. The coding region runs from base 95 to 2002 and encodes 635 amino acids. Gene Ontology annotation, biological process: vesicle-mediated transport; intracellular protein transport. Gene Ontology annotation, molecular function: phosphatidylinositol binding; small GTPase binding; ubiquitin binding. Gene Ontology annotation, cellular component: trans-Golgi network. The record is from RefSeq and is a predicted model, not a curated record.